AUGUGUCAUUUGCAAUCAAACUCUGAUAAACAAGACCCGAUUACAGAGAAGAAGCCUUGUUUAUCGCAUUUAAUUAUUUAUUUCAAGAGUAUAAUGAGUUCACAGUACAUGGUCUUUGUGCUUUCACUCAUUGUUAUCUUAACAGCAUUUUCAAUCAAUUGGAUACCUUUCAUAAUAUUAAACUGUCGAAUUCAUGCUGCGAUUUUUGGUUUGUGUUGCUUAGGGACAAUAACAAGUUUAUGCUUAGCAGUGGUUGAUCAAUAUUUCGCUACUUAUUCUCGUCCUCGUUGGUAG
Messenger RNA from Adineta ricciae, 294 nucleotides. NCBI's taxonomy places the organism in Eukaryota, Metazoa, Rotifera, Eurotatoria, Adinetida, Adinetidae. The record is from the annotation of a GenBank genome assembly.